AUGUCGUGGGAUCAAGUCAAGUUCUCACUUGCCCCAAGGGCUAAAGGAAGUUAUCUUAUCACCCAGGAAGUCUUAGCAGCAGUUCCUCAAAUCAAAGAUUACCAAGUUGGAAUGCUUCAUUUGUUCACCCAACAUACUUCAUGUGGUCUUACGCUUAAUGAAAACUGGGAUCCAGAUGUACGUGCUGAUAUGACAUCAUCAUUUGAUCGCAUAGUACCUGAAGGAAACUUCUAUAUUCAUUCUGAUGAAGGCCCUGAUGAUAUGCCUGGUCAUGUCAAGUCCACAUUGGCUGGUGUUAGUUUAUCAAUCCCUAUUUCCAAUGGGAAAUUGGCUUUGGGUACCUGGCAAGGGAUCUACUUGUGUGAAUUUAGAACCUAUAGACACACAAGAAAGUUAGUAGCCACUAUCAAUGGAUUAAAGACCAAUUGA
Molecule: messenger RNA, 429 nt
Organism: Lizanozyma spartinae
Lineage: Eukaryota; Fungi; Ascomycota; Pichiomycetes; Serinales; Debaryomycetaceae
Exons: 1
Coding region: 1-429 (142 amino acids)
Source: RefSeq, a predicted model, not a curated record